Sugiyamaella lignohabitans is the source of this 864-nucleotide messenger RNA. RefSeq lists its product as uncharacterized. The record is from RefSeq and is a predicted model, not a curated record. NCBI's taxonomy places the organism in Eukaryota, Fungi, Ascomycota, Dipodascomycetes, Dipodascales, Trichomonascaceae. The transcript has a single exon. The coding region runs from base 1 to 864 and encodes 287 amino acids.
AUGUUAAGGGAACUACUCAUAUCUUCGCCUCUAUUGAUAGCGGGUGUUUUUGCAUUCUACUACUUCCAUAAUUCCAAUGGUAUAUCUGCAGAGCAGGCGCCUGUGACAUCGCGGAAUCGUCCCACUGAGGAGGAGCAAGACGAGCUUGUCAGAAGAUUGAUGAAUGAUAUAGAACAUGAGCAAGACCUUUUAGAUGGCGAAUAUGAUGAAGAAGAUAUUUACGAGAGUGAUGAAGAAGGAGCUGGAUUAGCUAAUGAAUACGAUGAAGGUGGAUUUGACGCAACUGAACUACCGGAAGAAUUUCGCAGGCGAAUUAAUCCAACGCCUGCCCAAUUAGCAGCUGAAAAUGCCGCUGCAGCUGGAUCUUCCACCAGUGCUUCAUCCUCACGCCGGAAUCGUACUGUUGGUGCUAAGAAAUCGAAAUCUUUGGCGAGGAAAGACCGUAUAAGGGCAUACAAUGAAUACGUUCGACAAGAGGCUGAAGCUGAAAGAUUACGCCAACAAGAAUUUAAUGAAGCACAUGCUGAUCUCAUUGCCGAAGCAAAGCGUGAGAGAGAGCAACGAGAAGCUUCUGCUGAAGCCCAGAUCCAGAAACGACGUGCUGAAAAACGGGAGAGAGAAGAACAUGAAAAAUUAGAGCUGGCAAAAUUGAAAGAGAGUCUCCGACAUACCUUGACUUCAGUAGGGUCUGUAAAGCUUCAAAACGAUGCAGAAAGAGAAGUUGCAAAAGAAAUUGAAGAGGGAAUUGUUGUAGCUAAUGGAGAUUGGUUGGUAAUGAUUAAUGAAAAAAUGCUUAGCAAUAUCGCCGCUACCAUAAAAGCUUCUGGUAGAGUCUCUUUUGCCGAUCUAACUUCUUCCAUUUAA